Molecule: messenger RNA, 919 nt
Organism: Hypomesus transpacificus
Lineage: Eukaryota; Metazoa; Chordata; Actinopteri; Osmeriformes; Osmeridae
Product: chymotrypsin-like protease CTRL-1
Exons: 7
Coding region: 59-838 (259 amino acids)
Biological process (GO): proteolysis
Molecular function (GO): serine-type endopeptidase activity
Source: RefSeq, a predicted model, not a curated record
AACACUAUAAGAGCAGAGUGCCAGAGAGACGGCAAGGUAAAGCCAAGAGACUAUCGCCAUGCUUUGGAUUGUCAGCUGUCUUGCUCUAGUGGCCUCUGCACUGGGGUGCGGAGUGCCCUCCAUCCAGCCCCAGGUGAGCGGCUACAACAAGAUUGUGAAUGGAGAGAAUGCAGUAUCCGGGUCCUGGCCGUGGCAGGUGUCCCUUCAGGAAUCCAAUGGCUUCCACUUCUGUGGAGGGUCUUUGCUCAGCCCAUACUGGGUGGUCACAGCUGCUCAUUGCCGUGUCAGUGCUGGCCGUCACCGUGUCAUCUUAGGAGAGCACAAUCGCAAUUCCAACGCUGAGCAGAUUCAGGUCAAAAGCAUUGCCAGGGCUAUCACCCACCCCUACUACAACAGCCAGAACUUCAACAACGACGUCACCCUGCUGAGGCUGUCCUCCCCAGUCCAGAUGACAAACCGUGUGUCCCCUGUGUGCCUGGCCUCCUUCAACUUCAACUCUGGCACCCGCUGUGUCACCACCGGCUGGGGAAAAACAGGCAGUACUUCAAGCCCACCCAUCCUCCAGCAGGUGGCCCUGCCCCUGCUCACCCCUGCUCAGUGCAAGCAGUACUGGGGUCAGAACAGGAUCUCGGAUGCCAUGAUCUGUGCUGGAGCUUCUGGAGUAUCAUCUUGUCAGGGUGAUUCUGGCGGCCCCCUGGUUUGCCAAAAUGGAGGUGCUUGGUACCAAGUGGGAAUUGUGUCCUGGGGUACCAGCAACUGCAAUGUGCGCACCCCUGCUGUGUACGCCCGCGUCUCCUAUCUCCGUGGCUGGAUUGAGCAGACCAUGGCCUCAAACUAGGUUCAGAGCCUGAUACAUGUUUUUAAAAAAUCUGUUGCUGUGGAGGAUGAAUCAGAAAUAAAAGAAAAGUAAUGAAACAAA